CUAUGCCUGAUUCAGGGCCACGGCCCAAUAUCAGGGCCCGUCCGUCAGUCAAGGGGAUGAGAGCUCCAGACACGCCUUUCAACACACAUUGCAUCUAGAUACCAACAAAACAAAAAACAGAUUUACAGGCAACUUCAUAACCACCUCAAGGACUUCAGUACCAUCAGGACUGCAAAAGGGACAAAGUACUCCUGAACAGCAAAACCUAUAAAACCAAACAUGGCACGAGAAGAGGCGUACUGCAAACUUAUGCAUGGAAUUCAGCAGCUGAAUUUCAAGAAGGAGCACAUUCCCAGUGACCUGGUCCUGAUUGGUGACCAUGCCUUCCCACUGGCCAUGAACCCCAGAGGUCAGGUGUUAAUGGCUGCCUCAAGCUAUGGCAAAGGUCGCAUGGUGGUUCUCGGACAUGAGAAACACCUCACUGACUUCGCUAGCAUAGUGGAAAAUGCCGUGUCUUGGCUAAUGCAAUCGCCUGACAAAGAUACUGUGGGUAUCCAUCCUUCUUGCAAGGCUGUUGUGGAAAAUCUGUCCUACUCCAGCAUCAAGGCAGAGGUCUGUGAGCUCAAAGAUGGUCUCGACGUGUAUGUCACCGAUGCUUACAGUGUAAACACCCAUGUUAAGGAGCUGGUGAGUUUCCUCAAGGCAGGGGGAGGACUGCUUGUGGCCGGCCAAGCUUGGAGCUGGGCAGAAAAAAAUCCUACAAAAAACACACUGCUGGAUUUCCCAGGGAACAAGGUGUGCAGUGUAGCAGGGAUCUACUUUUCAGAACAUUACGGAGAGCUUGGAGUGCUCCCUGUGCCCCCUCAGAUACCAUAUAGUUGGCUGUCUGUUUCAAUUGGAAAGAAUUUCAAAGAUGACCUUGAGUUCCUCCUGAAUGGCGUGCCAGAGUUUGACAUCCAGGGUGGUGCAGUAGCUUCAGAGGUCCUGGUCCACGGACCCCUCGCUUUCCCAAUUGGCACCACACCUGAUGGCAGGGCCUUCUUCGCUGGAGCUUAUUAUGGUCAGGGCCGAAUCAUCGUGACCACCCACGAGGGCUUCAUGAUGCGUGAGAGCCUAUCCAAAUUUUUCAGCAACGCUCUUUGCUGGUUGGACGAAGGGCGCAAUGGGGCAGUGGGUAUCGCACCCCCGGUGCAAUCCGCAAUGUCUGUUCUGUCCAAUUCUGGACUACAGUGUAAGGUGACUGACUUCAAAGAGGACCUCAGUGUCUACGUCUGCAACUCGUACAGUGAUGCUCACUGUGAGGAGAUCCAGGAAUUUGUUGCUGAAGGCGGUGGGCUCCUUAUUGGGGGACAUGCCUGGUACUGGGCUCAAAGCCAUCCUGGCAGAAAUGCCAUGACCGAGUACCCCGGCAAUCACAUCCUUAAUAAGAUGGGGCUCUGCAUUUUGGGGGACACCCUUAGCUCAGGGCUCUACAAGGUGCCCGAUCUGGAGAAGGCUUGCUCAGACGCGUAUCACUUCAGGGGCUUGCUCCGGCGCUUUGCCAGUCACGUGACUGAAGGCCACAACCUCACAGACCACGAUCAAGGCUGUCUGAAGAAGCUUGGGUCUGACUGUGCUUAUUACCUUGCUAUGGAGGCCCACCACUGUGCAGCUUAUACGUCAAUGGUGUCGAUGCUGACUGACAUGGUAAAGAAGGCAGGCGUCCCGCAAGUGUGUAACAACUGCCCUGUAAAAAGCACCAAGGACCAUCUGCUUCUCAAUGUGAGUGCCCAGGUCUACAAGGUGUGCCAGGACCCUGAUACCCUUCUGCCCUACAUAAUCAAGAACCAGCCUACAAUGCCACUUGUCAGUAACACAAGGGUCCGCAUCAGUGCGAACUCUGAAGGUGGUGAGAAGUGGCUCAGCACCGGCCUGUACCUUUGCCCUGGAAUGAAAACAUAUAUGGCUAUGCCACCAGAGAUCGUGGGAAUGGGUUGGAGAGUCCAGAUUGGCUGUCAGACUGAUAAUAUUGGCAGUUCUGAUGAGCUGAAACGAGCCCCUUUGGUGUGUGAGCGCUUUCCUGUCGAUGAAGAGAUGAUGCUGGUGUGGAACCUAUGGGGGGGCCUCAUCUACCUGAUCGCCCCAAACAAUGCCAGCGUGGAGGGGGCAGAUGUAGUGGUGCAGAUGGCUGUUCAAGCACCUUACUAUAAAUCUGGGGAGACGACAGUAGAACAGUGGGUGAAUGGGAUCCGGAAUGCACCUGCUCCUUGGGCUGAGCUGGAGUUUGAGAACAUCAUCCUGACCCUUCACUCAGACUUCAUCCGAGGUCUGGACCGGCCAGACGAAGUGGCGACAUUGUGGGAUGACAUCAUGAGGGGAGUGGCAGACCUUGCGGCGAAGCCUGCCAAGUUCCCCCGCAAAGAACGAUUUGUGGCCGACGUCCAGAUCUCUCACGGCUUUAUGCACGCCGGGUACCCGGUCAUGAUGCACUCCUCAUCAGCCGCAGAGCUGGUGAACCCCAACCAGGCCCGAACAUCAGGUUUGUGGGGUGCCAUCCACGAGCUGGGCCACAAUCAGCAGCGAGGGGUCUGGGAGUUUCCCCCAAACACCACAGAAUGCACCUGCAACCUGUGGUCCGUCUACGUGCAUGAAACAGUGCUGGGCCUGGACCGGGCCAAAGCCCACCAGAACAUGAGUAGUGAGAAUAGACAAUGUCGUGCAAAGAACUACGCCGAGGGGGGCCGCAACCUGAACGAGUGGAGCAUGUGGGUGGCCCUAGAGACCUAUAUGCAGCUUCAAGACACUUUUGGCUGGGACGCCUUUAAGAAGGUCUUCACUGCCUACCAUACCAUGGAGGGAGUACCUAAUGACAACAAAGGCAAGAUGAAUACGUAUGCUGAGACCUUCUCCAAAGUAGUGAACAAGAACCUGGCAUCUUUCUUCAAGGCCUGGGGCUGGCCAAUAGAGUCCGCCACUGAGGAGAAGCUCUCAGGUCUGCCUGACUGGAGUGAUCAUCCAAUGGCCCAGUACGCCUAAAAGAGAAUGCUGCUAGAUUAUCAUAGCUUGCUUAGGAUUAUUAUUAGUGAAUGAUAUGAGUCUAACUAAUAAUAUUUAUUUUAUAGUAAAGGAAAUCAAUGGAAAUCAUGGAAGAUGAAUAGUGUAUGACAUGACAUAAUAUAUAUUUUACAAUCAAGGAAAUGAAGAAAGAUUUAAUUAGAUGGAAGCCUCAUAGUCAUCCUCUUCUGACUCGAUCAAAACUGUAUACUAUAUUCUUACUACACAGUACACAUUCAUUAUUUUCAGAUAUAUGUAAUGGUCAAACUAAGGGUCAGUGUACAACUGUUUGGUAAUAGAUUUAUGACAACAGUUCUGUCUUAUUUAAUGUAUACCCCAGGGCAUAUGAAUAGCAGUAGAGUUUCCUUUUUACACUAAUUAUUAUGCUCAUUAUGCUUAUGCCAGUUGUAUCUCAGAGCUCUCUAAUAUUUCAUGGUUGCAGCUUUGCUCAUUGGAUGAUUUUUUUUCUUCUUUAUAUAUUUCUGAUGGAAUCUCAUGUUCAUAAAUAUGCACUUAAAUAAAGGUUCAUUAAAUUAAA
Alosa sapidissima (American shad) is the source of this 3511-nucleotide messenger RNA. Its product is annotated as TRPM8 channel-associated factor homolog. The record is from RefSeq and is a predicted model, not a curated record. Bases 220 to 2955 code for a protein of 911 amino acids. NCBI's taxonomy places the organism in Eukaryota, Metazoa, Chordata, Actinopteri, Clupeiformes, Clupeidae. The transcript is spliced from 9 exons.